Molecule: messenger RNA, 748 nt
Organism: Temnothorax curvispinosus
Lineage: Eukaryota; Metazoa; Arthropoda; Insecta; Hymenoptera; Formicidae
Gene: RpL10
Product: 60S ribosomal protein L10
Exons: 4
Coding region: 89-748 (219 amino acids)
Biological process (GO): ribosomal large subunit assembly; translation
Cellular component (GO): cytosolic large ribosomal subunit; ribosome
Molecular function (GO): structural constituent of ribosome
Source: RefSeq, a predicted model, not a curated record
CUUCACGUUAUUGAGGCAAUCCCAGGCAAUCUGUCGUCUUUCAUUUUCUUUUCCUCGUGUGGUUAGCUCCGUUUUGGAGUCGGUUAAAAUGGGACGCCGACCAGCGAGGUGUUAUCGGUAUUGUAAAAAUAAGCCGUACCCGAAAUCCAGAUUCUGUCGCGGUGUGCCAGACCCGAAGAUCCGCAUUUUUGAUCUUGGAAAAAAGAAAGCUUCCGUCGAGGACUUUCCAUUGUGCGUGCACUUGGUAUCGGAUGAAUAUGAACAGCUAAGUUCCGAGGCUUUGGAAGCCGGACGUAUUUGUGCUAACAAAUACAUGGUGAAGAACGCUGGAAAAGAUCAAUUUCAUAUUCGUAUGAGACUCCAUCCCUUCCAUGUUAUCCGCAUCAACAAAAUGUUAUCGUGCGCUGGAGCUGAUAGGCUUCAGACUGGAAUGAGAGGUGCCUUUGGCAAACCUCAGGGUACUGUGGCCAGAGUACACAUUGGUCAGCCCAUUAUGAGCGUGCGUUCUUCCGAUCGACACAAGGCGGCUGUCAUUGAAGCUCUGCGACGUGCCAAGUUCAAGUUCCCUGGUCGUCAAAAGAUUUAUGUAUCGAAGAAAUGGGGCUUCACGAAGUACGAUCGUACUGAGUAUGAGGAACUGAAAGUCGCAGGCCGCCUUGCCCCAGAUGGCUGCAAUGUUAAGUAUCUACCCGAGCAUGGACCGCUCGAAGAAUGGAAGAAAUUCAGGAAGGUACUUGCUACAGCUUAA